Messenger RNA from Eutrema salsugineum, 891 nucleotides. Its product is annotated as transcription factor bHLH148. The record is from RefSeq and is a predicted model, not a curated record. Gene Ontology annotation, biological process: regulation of DNA-templated transcription. NCBI's taxonomy places the organism in Eukaryota, Viridiplantae, Streptophyta, Magnoliopsida, Brassicales, Brassicaceae. The transcript has a single exon. Bases 95 to 775 code for a protein of 226 amino acids. Gene Ontology annotation, molecular function: protein dimerization activity.
UUCUAAUUUCAUAAGUUUCUUCUGCUCAACUUCACAGAAACUCAGAUUCUUGGGUUUUUGAAUACGAAAAUAUCAGAAACAAUCCUCUCUGGAUAUGGCGUCUCUGAUCUCAGAUAUUGAACCGCCGACGCAUUUGGACCCAAGUUCUACAGAUCUUCUUCGCAAGAAGAAGAGACCCUCUGUUUCCUCCGGCGCAUCGGCUCGGAGACACGCAGCUUCCGGGGACAGUGAGAGCCACGCGCGAUGGAGAUCGGAGAAGCAACAGCGGAUCUACUCGGCCAAGCUGAUACAAGCCCUGCAACAGGUCCGUCACAGCUCUUCCUCCGCCGCGACAUCAUCUCCAACGGCUCAGAAGCGGGGAAAAGCCGUCCGCGAAGCCGCCGAUCGCGUUCUCGCCGUUUCCGCUCGCGGAAGGACGCGCUGGAGCAGAGCGAUUCUGGCUAAUCGGAUCAAACUCAAAUUUCGGAAACAGAAACGGCCAAGGCCGACGGCGAUACCGGCCAUGACCACGGUGAUCACGACGGGAAGUAGCGGCAGAUCGAGGAAACGGAGAGUCUCGGUGGUGAGACUGAAUAAGAAGAGUCUACCGGCUGUAACCGGGAAAGUUCGUGUUCUCGGCCGGUUAGUUCCGGGUUGCGGGAAAGAAUCUGUACCAGUGAUUCUAGAAGAAGCAACUGAUUACAUCCAGGCUCUGGAGAUGCAAGUCAGAGCCAUGAAAUCUCUAGCCGAGCUUCUCUCCGGCUCAGGCUCAGGCUCAGCUCCUCCGCCGAUUUGAUGACGUUGAAAAUCGUCAUUUUGCUCAUAUUCGUCCUUUGAUUCUGCCAUAUCUCUGUCUCUGUGUACACCAAAACUUUCAUAUAUGAUAUGUAUAUAGAAGAUCCGGUUUAAUUA